UUGAUUUGCAUAUUCAGGUCCUUUACAGUCACAUAACCCAUGUUUUUACAUUAAAACUCAUCGACUGAUGAGGCAAACUAGUGCCAUACACGCUUCGGCCGUAAAUACGUUCAUUUCACAAUAUAAGGUCGAAGUUAAAAGAUAGUUUAUUCUAUUAGAGGCUGAACCGAGAAGCAAAAAGAGAAGACCUACAGAGAAGCUAGUGGCUCGUAAAGCGCAUAAAGAAAUGUGCAGUAAAGCAACAUGGCAUUGAUGAAUUGCAACAUUUCCAAGAGAUCGAACAGUGAAAUGGAAAUGAAGAAUUUAUGUUUCAAUUGAUCAUUUUUCCAAUAUAUAUUCAAAUGACAAAACAUUGCAAAAUGAUAAGUUUUAAGUUAAUUUCAAUUUUCACUGUCCCUUCUUGAUUUGGACCUCGACGAUAGUCUGCGCGUGCCUGCGAAUUCGCCUGCCGUCUGUCACAGGUUUUACCCAAUUUCGAUAACGAAUGGAAGAUGGCUAGGCAAAGCAUGGGUAAUUUGACUACCUUAUAAAUAGGGUUUCUUCGAUCUUAUUUUGCUUUGAUUAUUCUCAUUCUUUUACAUUUGCUGAUGGCCGGCAUACCAUCAAAAUCGAUACUUGUGAUUGGUGGUACUAACAUCACGUGACGAGGGUCAUAUGCAUCGAAGCAAGUAGUGACGAACGCAGAAAAGUCAAAGGCGUUUCGAAGCGGAAGACUUUGUAGUAUACAGUCUAAGUGGACAGAUCUCGAAGUCAUGACUACCAAAGACUACGAAAGCUUUUUUGAUCCUUACAAUUAUAUGGAUACUUAUUUCAAAGAUCCAAUGAAAGAACCGUAUUCGCUCCGACACCUCAAAAAGUUCUGGAGCAAAAUAGGAGGAAGUAGUUUGAAGGUUCUAGAGUACGGUGGAGGGCCAACCAUUUCGAGGCUAGUCUCAGCAACUCCACAUGCGAGAGAAAUAAUUUUUGCCGAAUAUUUGAAGGCGAAUCGUCAGGCCGUUCAGGCAUGGAUUGAUAAGGAUCCCAUACCUUUCGAUUGGAGGCCUGCUUUUGACUUUAUCGUACGAGAGUUGGAAGGAAAAGGACCAGACGAGGUUGUGAAAAGGGAAGAUGAGUUACGACAAAAGAUACGAACCAUUGUUCCAUGUAAUCUAAAAGCAGAAAAUAUCCUGGAGAUUCCAGCCAGUCUUGGUGACAAGUACGGUCCACCUUAUGACGUCGUUGCCACGAGUCUUUGCUUAGAAGCGGUGGUAGAAAGCGAGCAAGAAUACAAGGAUACCGUGACUAAAUUAGCGAAGCUAGUCAAGCCUGGCGGAUAUCUAAUGAUGCAUGGUGUUCUCGAGCAAACCUUUUAUACAGUUUGCUCAAAGAAGUUCUACACUUUCUAUCUGACGAAGGAAAUGGUGGAAGAAAGUAUGACGAAUGCUGGAGUCAAAGACAUAGAGAUGGAUUUGGCUUCGUCUGACUUGUCUGUGAAUGCCAGUGAUUUGGAUGCUCUUCCUUUAGCAGAUUUGAAAGAUUUAUUUUUCGUUUAUGGUAAAAUGUGAAUGACCCUGGGAGUCAAGAUCAUCCGUAUCACGCGUGAUCUAAUUAUAAGAUAGACAUACAAUAUGUUGGCGUGACUGACCUGAUUGCGUGAUGCUGAGCUAAAAAAAAAAAGGUUAUGAGACUAGUUACGAGUUCAUAAUUACCACUGUGUCCCUUGAUUACCGACUCAUUUACUCAUAGUUAACCUCGUAUCAGUGUCUAAAUAUUUACAAAAACCAAUGGUAAAGAAUGCACAAUUCAACAACACAAACACUUUGAAAUUCCACGGACCUUCAAUGGAACACAUGAAUAUUCUGCACAAACUCGAGGCUAACCCUUAGCAACAGAGAACUCGUAAACUAGAGUAUAGAUCAUUAUAAUUCUAUUUCGUCAAGCCUGUUUUACAAGAGGAAGGAUUGAUAUAGCGAAGAUACAAGGAAUCAAGUUUUUAAUAUAUAAAUUGAUGGUAAACAAUUGCGUAUAAAAUGGUAUCCAAUCCAAUAAAAUGUUGUACUGAU
Messenger RNA from Actinia tenebrosa (Australian red waratah sea anemone), 2042 nucleotides. RefSeq names its product nicotinamide N-methyltransferase. Gene Ontology annotation, molecular function: N-methyltransferase activity. Gene Ontology annotation, cellular component: cytosol. NCBI's taxonomy places the organism in Eukaryota, Metazoa, Cnidaria, Anthozoa, Actiniaria, Actiniidae. The record is from RefSeq and is a predicted model, not a curated record.